Messenger RNA from Protopolystoma xenopodis, 1332 nucleotides. NCBI's taxonomy places the organism in Eukaryota, Metazoa, Platyhelminthes, Monogenea, Polystomatidea, Polystomatidae. The record is from the annotation of a GenBank genome assembly.
GCGGCGGCGACGCAGACGACGACUGUGACCGCGACGGACAGGUCGAAUUCGGCGUCUCCGACGCGCCGCCAACCGCAUCAGGACGCUUUUCACUCGUUCGCCUACCGGCAGCUGCUGAACAACCAGCGCCAGCCGAACCAGCGACUCAACUCGGCGCCGAUCUGGCCGCCGCCUGACCCGCCGCAGCCUCAGUUCUCGAACAGUCCCUUCUUCUCGUUGGUCGUCGAGGCGUCGCCGCCCGUCGCCUCUGCCUGGCCUCUCCUCGGACUCACCACGCACGACUACCCGCGCCAUGGGGGACACGAUGUCUCGGCGUCCACUUCGUUGCCCCCGCCGACCGGCGCCUCGAACCCCGACGUCUUUUGGCCUCCGCUGCCCACUUUGUCCAGACACUUUCGGCCGCCACUUCUGAUGCUGGCGACCACCGCCGCCGCCACCACCACCACCAACGCCGCCACUACCACCACCAGCACCACCAGCACCAGCACCAUCGGCUGCCGGACUCGGCCCAUAUCGCCGCCACCGGACCUCGGCCGGGCGCGAGCUCGAGCCGCAGUAAACACCCACUUUAUAAGCCAGCUGCCCGAGGAACAGGCCAUCGCCUUCGACUCCUCAGCUCUGCGCACCGCUGCCUCCCUCGACUCGGUCGCCUCGGAGCAGACGCGGCCCGUCGUCAUGUCGACGCAUGCGGCCAGCGCCUUGCCCGAGAUUCGAGCGCCGCCGGGGCAGGCGAGUCCGCGUGACGGCAGCCCUUGGCUGCUGUCUGCCAAUCAAACGGUGCCGCGGAUCACCAUCAGCCUCACCGAGACCUCAAUGCCGGAGCAGAUGGUCAUGCAGACCUGGCGGCCUCCGCCAAUCCUGUCAGUCGCACCAACCCCGCCCGACGAGUCAUGUCUCUUCUUCGGCCUCGUCCAACCGGAACACUUCAGCCGUGAGCGUCGCUUUGUGCAAGCCCACCGGCCGGACAGCAGCUACGCUUUGUCGGACAGCAACUCGGACGCCUCCGAGGCGGUCGCCUUUUUGGUGCAGGACUCCAACGCCAGGCCUGGGAGGCGUCUGCUGCAGCCGGUCGGGCUGCCUCGGGGCCACGCCAUGCCGCUGAAUCGGGGCCCAUCCGCCUCGGGCGAGGCUGAAGAGGCGGACGACGGUCAACCGGCCCAAGAGACAGAAACAGCGACGGUCUGGCAACAGAUUCUGGAGGCAGACGAACCGAGCGAAGGCAUCACCGCUGGCUACCUGGCUCUGAUACUUACCGCCCUGUUGGACUCAAGGAUGCUUGAAUAUGAGAGUCUGGAAGGAGGGGAGGAGGAGGAGGAGGAGGAGGAUUCAUGA